AUGGCCUCCGCGAGAAAGAGCACGUCGUUGGUCGUUUAUGGAUGGUUACGUAGAGGUGGUAUGUCCAGUUGGGGGAGCCACAUAUGUGAUGUCGCCAGAAGGUGUGUUAUGUGCACUACGGUCCCCCGCGCAAAUGCAAUAGGUGCAAGAAUAGAACGCGCAGCUUCAUGCAAUUCAAUUGAUGGAAAAAUCACUGAGGAGGAGUUUCUCCCCCCAAGAAAAGCGAUCAAGCUGAAGAAGCAAAUGGCGCUUGAAAGUGCCAACAAAAUAAUGUUGUCCAAAUUGAACCUACAAAUUGAACAACUGGAUUGUGAGAAGUUGAUGAGAUACAAAAAUGUAAAAUAUGCGAUAACGCUGCAAGAGAAGAAAGAAAUUUUAUCAUAUUUAAAUAUCUAUCUCCUUCGUAACAAUAAGGCAAAGUACUACAUUUUAAGUGUGCUGAUGUUUCGUAUUGUGUCUAGGAUGAGUACCUAUCAAGUGAAAGAGUUGAUAUAUGUUCUACACGCUUACAAGGAAAAUAACUUUUUGAGCCCCUUCCUAAUGGUACACAUUAUGACCACAUUGAGCAGCGAGGAAUUUGCAAAAAAAAUGACACUAAAUGAAUUCCUUCUCCUGGUAGACACCUUGACAAUACCGUUAAUAAUGACAAACGGCUUCGCACAAAUGAUUCAAAAAUUCAUAUGCAAAAAUUUAGGCAUGUUUAAAUGUAGUGAUUACUUUGCGGUUGGGUAUUUUUUGGCCAGGAACAAUUUAUACAACGAAUCUGUUUUGAAUUUCAUUGCCGAGUUUUACAAAAAUUUGGCCAUUGCAAGGAGGUUGCAAAAGGAGGAAUGUAAUACCUUUGCUCAUUAUGAACAUGCAUUUUACAGUGGGGAAUCCAACAAGGGAGUAACGACAAUGGAUGAUACCUUCCUAGCAAAUGGGAAGUUAACCCAUGUAGGAAAAGACAUCCAUAAGCAUAUUUUCAUUUUAUCAAAAUAUGGAUACAACGAUAUAGAUAUGUGUAUCAAUUUGUUCAGAGUGGCAAUCGCGCGAUGUGGAUCUUUGCGACCGCUGGAAAUAAGCUCCAUUUUGAAAUCGUUGCAAAAUAUGAAAUACUACAAUAGCUGCUUAUUUAAAGUGUUGGUGGGUAAUAUUAGGAAGAAUUUAAGUCAGUACAAAACGAGUACCCUGAUGGAUUGCUUAAACAGCUUGUCUUAUUUCAACCAUGUAGAUGAUAGGUUGCUCACCAAAAUAUUAGUCACCCUUCCGAGAAGGAUCUCAACCUAUACUGCCAACGAUUUUACCAAGCUGAUAUUUUUUAUAAACAAUUUUACGCGAUUCUCCAGUUAUUUUAUUGUCUUUAUAAAUAAGCACAUUUUGCUUUUUGCGUCAAGUUUUAAUAUGCUCCAUUUGGUAACCCUUUUGAAAAUUUUCGCUCACCAGAAUUUGAUAAGCCAGCCAAUUCUUCACUUAAUAAAUGUGAAGUUGGAGAAAUUUAUUUCGUCUCACUCGUCGGGAAGUUUGUCGGAAGGCACCUUCAUGGGCCAAUCGUGUGUGCAGGCCAUGAAGGAGGUAAGUUUAAGGAACUUGUUUGAAAUUAUUCACAUUAUCAACUUCAUGUCAGUGAGGUACCCCCAAUUGACGCAUAACUGUUUGGAAAGCGCAUUCCUCCUUCAAAAUGGGCACAAAAAUAUGCACCCGGAAGAAGUGAAGUGUAUGACCUAUUGUUGUUGCUACUUCAUGCUAGUUAAUGAUCAAUAUGGGGACGCUUCGGCUAUUCGGCUUCACAAGCGUGUAAGCAAUUUUUUUUCCUUUUUGGACUCAUCGUUGUUGGGGGGAACCCAAAAUGGACAAUCGACAUGGUACGACGAGAGGGAGGAUGCCCUAACUAAAGGACAUACGCAUUUGAACAAGAAUCACAAUUUAUCACCCCGCGGGGAGUGGAUCAAUGGGUUGAUGGAAGCAAGGGUUACAAGUACGUACCGCAAAUCAGAUGGCAAAAAAGACAACACGAAUGAAGUGAAAAACCAAAUGGGGGUAGACAUAUACGUGAUGAUAAUACGAACGUUUCUCACCGAAUUCAUAUAUCACCGCACGAGAGACAAAGUUGAAAAUUGUUACAACUUGUGUGGGGAACAUAUGAAGCGCCUUUUUUUCCACAAAAUUGACGCGGUACGGGAAUACGAGCAUAACGACGGUGUAAACACGCUUAAGAAGUUGUUUCCCCUGAUGUAUUAUCCAUGCGUAGAUAAAGCCCUCUUGAAGAAUGUCCAAAUGAAUAGACAUUUUCUGUCUACCUAUUUCGUUGGGCCCACUCGGGAAGACAAAAGCCAACUUAGCCAAAGUGAGCACGUCAGGAGAGAAUUUUCGUAUCACCAAAAAUCGCUCAACGAAAUGUACCAAGUUUUGAAAGACCUACCUCAGACGGAUUACAAGUUUAAGCUUGUUAAAAAUGCCAACUGCAAUUCCGUUUUUCUUUACAUUCACUACAUAUUUGCGAAACGUGCGCAGGGCAAAGGCAAUGUAGCCAUUUUAUUUGGAACGCAGAAUUACUACUACACCACAGUGGGCGAAUUGUACACUGAUCUUAAUCCCCCUUGUACCAACAAUCUGCCUGAAGAGAAGCGCCUGACCAAGGAGGCUAUAGCCCAAUUGCAAUACUUCAAGCUCUUUUUUGACAAGGUAUAUUUGGUGCCUGCCCACUUAUGGCAAAAUAUGCAUGGAGAGGACAAAAGGCGCUUUUUUGUUACCUUGCUGGAUUUGUAA
This is a messenger RNA of Plasmodium fragile, 2748 nucleotides long. RefSeq lists its product as uncharacterized. The record is from RefSeq and is a predicted model, not a curated record. The transcript has a single exon. NCBI's taxonomy places the organism in Eukaryota, Apicomplexa, Aconoidasida, Haemosporida, Plasmodiidae. Bases 1 to 2748 code for a protein of 915 amino acids.